Drosophila ficusphila is the source of this 1429-nucleotide messenger RNA. RefSeq names its product suppressor protein SRP40. The record is from RefSeq and is a predicted model, not a curated record. Bases 169 to 1311 code for a protein of 380 amino acids. The transcript has 3 exons. Lineage: Eukaryota; Metazoa; Arthropoda; Insecta; Diptera; Drosophilidae.
AGUUUUAUUAAACAACCGAGCGACGGCCACACUGAGGGAAAGCAACAAAGUUUUGAUGAAAGAUUAUUAUUGAAUUGCGAUGCAUUUAGCCAAAAUUGGAUUGUAGCAGCCAUACGAAAACGACAGAGAGCCAACAGAGAGAUCAGCAGGAGCCGGAGCCGCAGCCACAUGGAUACCAAGUCCAACGAUGACUCCGCUGGCAGUGACUCGCUGGACAAAUCUAUGCAAAUCAAGUGUGUGAUGGUCGAGACGACGGGGGACUCCAGUGCGGUGGACGCAAUGUCCUCACCCGCGGACCUGGACAACUGCAGCCGGGAUUCCGCUGCCGAGUCGAUGGGCAAAGGGCCGGAGGCGGAGCCUGAGUCGGGAGCCGCAAAGCAAACGGAUAAAAAGACUGAAGCAGGGACACGGGGCGAAGGCGACAGUCCGCAGAGCAGCCAAUCCCCGCCAGAACAUCCGGCCGGCAACUCGCCCACAUCCUCCUCCUCCUCUUGCACUGCCUUCGAGACGAAAGUCAAGCUAAUCUCACAAAACCUCAAGGAAACCACGCUGGCCGAAAGUUCCGGCGCCUCGGUUUCGGCAUCCACGUCCGCCUCCAGCAGCAGCAGUCUCCUGGACCCGCAGACGCCCAACAAUUCCACAACAGACACCGACUCCGCCGCGUCGUCCGUUCGCGUGAAAAAGGUUCGCUUUCAUCCGGACGUCAAGGAGAACGACGGUGGCAAUUUUGUGAAGAAGAAGCGACGCUCCGCGACGCAGACGAAGCGGGCCUCCUCGCCCAGCGGGGCCAACUGUGAUGGCGAAGGCAUGGAGCUGGAUGGCGAGGCCGGUGAGGAGGAGGAGUACGAGGAUAAUGACGAGGAGGAGGAGGAGCCGGAGGAGGAGUUCGAUUUGGCCAAGACGAUCGCCGAGGCGGAGGACUACCUCAAGCAGCACCCUUUGACUUUCGUGCAGCGCGUCGAGCAGAACGGCGAGCGGCUGCAGGACGGACUGCUCAGCAUCGAAGACAUGCUCAACGAAGUAGGCGAAGAGGUGGUCACCGAGUACAACGACGAAGACUUCUUCAGACGCAUCAAGCCGGAGAACGGCAUCGAACGCAUUCUGGGCAAGGAGACCAAGGCCGGCAAGAUUGAAUUCCUAUUGCGCUACGAGGACCAAGGCGGGCUUUUCUGGGAAUCUGAGGAGUUUGUUAGGCGCACGUGUCCUUCGCUGCUCAAGGCCUACGAAAAGAAUCGCGAACGACGCCAACAGCGUUUGAUGCACCAUGUUGCCAAACGCCAGAGCCUUCGACAGCGGUACACGGAUUUCUAGUAGCGGCUACUUAGGUUAUAGGUUCUUAAUUAGGUUCCACAUAAUUGUAACAUUUUUGUAAAAUGAAGUAAAUGAAUGAUUUUCUUUUGUUGAACAAAAAUAAUUAAUUAACAAAUCA